Messenger RNA from Papaver somniferum (opium poppy), 870 nucleotides. RefSeq lists its product as uncharacterized. Gene Ontology annotation, molecular function: proton transmembrane transporter activity. The record is from RefSeq and is a predicted model, not a curated record. The coding region runs from base 182 to 550 and encodes 122 amino acids. The transcript has 3 exons. Gene Ontology annotation, biological process: proton motive force-driven ATP synthesis. Lineage: Eukaryota; Viridiplantae; Streptophyta; Magnoliopsida; Ranunculales; Papaveraceae.
CAGAAUAAAUUUACUUCUCCCAGUCCCCAAGGAACUAAACUCCAACUUAUUCCGUUAGAAAUUGAAGAAAAAGAGAGACUCUAUACAAAGGACUCUUUCUUCCUUUUCUUCUUCUCCUCUUUCAUCUCCAUCUCUAAACCCUAAAUUUCUACACUACAGGUUUGAUUGAUUGUUGUUAGAGAUGGCAUCGAAGUUUGUUCAAUUGCAAAGUAAGGCAUGUCAAGUGACAAAGUUUGUGAGAACACAUGGGUCAGCUUACUACAAGCAGAUGUUGGAGCAGAACAAGAAGUAUGUUCAAGAGCCAGCUACUGUUGAGAAGUGUAAUGAAUUGUCCAAGCAACUGUUCUAUACUCGUCUUGCAAGUAUUCCUGGUCGUACUGAGUCAUUCUGGAAGGAAGUUGGUGCUGUCAAGCAGCUAUGGAAGAACAGGCAAGAGCUGAAGGUUGAGGACGCUGGUAUUGCUGCUCUCUUUGGUCUGGAGUGCUUUGCUUGGUUCUGUGCUGGUGAGAUUGCAGGAAGAGGAUUUACCUUCACUGGUUACCAUGUCUGAUAAACACAAUGUACCACCCAAUGCUUCAACGAGGAGUUUCUCGAUUUUCUUUGGAUGAUUAGGUUGAUAUAUAAAUUCUACUGUAGUUUAAUGGUUAGCAAAACCUAAAUUUACUUGCAAAAUUUUGUUUUUCUGGAAAUGCAAGCUUUUUUCUCUAGCUGACUAGUCAGUAAGACACAUAUGGGAAGCCUUAAUAAUUUGUGGAUUUGACACCACUGUUCGUUCUCUUUUGAAAUGGUUACUUCUGCGAUUCGAGUUUGUAAUUUCCUGUCAUAUUUGACUAAAAUACUGCACAGUUUUUAUAAACAUCACUUGAUGAA